AUGUGCGGUAUCAUGCAAAGCGGAUUUUGUCGUUUCGGUGAGCUCACCACCGGACAAUUCGCACUCACAAAGCAAUUGAUCCUCCGAGUCGCUCUCCCACACGUCACUCUCCUCAUCGUAUCACUUUUAUAUGCGGUGAUUGGCUCAUGGGUGAUCACAGUGCUGAAAUUCACUCAAGAAGAUCCGAGUGGAGAUUACGAGGCGCUGCAGAGACUAAAACGCCACUACGUCUCCAGUUUGGUGAGAGGUCGGGGUGAUGAGGAUUUCGAGAUAUUCGCACAAAGAAGUCACGAGCUAUACAAACGUCUUCCAUUACUUACUGAUGCCUGGAGUCAAGAGUUCGCUCAAAAGAAUGCGUCAUACGCAUGGAUUCGGCGUUUCCGGUGGAAUCUUUUAUUCUCGGCCACAACGUUGACAUCGAUUGGAUACGGAAACGAUUCCCCGGCGUCCACUUUCGGUCGUCUUUUUUGCGUUGUUUUUCUGAUGUUCGGAAUUCCGUUGUAUCUGAUCACACUGGCUGAUGCUGCAAAAUUUUGCACGGAAUUCAUGAAUCGAGCCUACAUGGAGUACAUGAAGAAAUUCAUCGCCGUCAAGAGGAGAUUCUACCGCUGGCGACAAGGGAAAUUGCGAAGAGAUUCGAUUGUGAUCAAUAAUGUGAUUAUAGCCGGUGGAGAUGAAGAGGUAGCCGAAUUUCUGUGGACCCACUUGGAAAAGACGCAUUUCGUCGAGAUUCCCUUUGUGCUCGUUUACGCGAUUCUCAUCAUUUAUAUAGGUUUUGCCUCGUGGAUGGUUGCUCAAAUCGAGGGAUGGACGUUCGUUGAUGGGGUUUAUUUCAUUAUCAUGAGUGUGUUGACGAUUGGAUUUGGAGAUCUCGUUCCAAUAAACGAGUCGUGGACCCUUCUCGUGCUCAUUUUGAUUCUCGUCGGUUUGGUUUUAACAACAACAUGUGUCGAUAUUGUUGGAGCAUAUUAUAUUGAUCGAUUGCAUUUCUUUGGAAGAAGACUCGACAAAGAGGAUCCAUUGGCUUGGUUGAAAGCCGUUCAACGACGACGAAUCAUGAUGAUGAAAAGGGAAGCGAUGAGGAAAUUGUUUGAGACGGUCACCGCACUCAACCAUAUACGAUUAGAAACGGUUCAAAAGUUGGCGAUGGCGGCGAAAGAGGCUCAACAAGUGCAUGAGCCACCACUUCCACCAAGAGAUCUCAUCGCUUUCAAUGCAACGGCUGAUUCGGUGACCCUACGAUGGGCGUCACCGAUAAAAUUGGAGGAAGGGAGACGAUAUUGGUACACACUCACAUAUAAACCGAGAACCCCACAAAGGCGAACGAACGUGGAAAUGGUGGAUUUCAUCAACGCGGAGACUUAUGUAGUGACAGGGCUAAAAUCUUUCAUUCUUUACGAGUUCUCACUUCGAACAACGACAAGAUAUGGACACAGUAUGCCGGCAAGAUGUCAAGAAUAUACAGAGCCAUGCACAGUUCCAACACUUUUACGAGUUGAGGCGAUCAGCACCGAAUCGGCGACAAUCUCGUGGAGAGCUCCGAUCAAGAAUAAUGGACCUGAGGAAUACAUUGUCCAAUAUUCCCAAGAACCGGCUCCACAAUUCCGGUAUUGGGAUCGCUUCAAAUGUGGCACGUCCAAGAAGUUCACCAUACCGAAUUUGAGUCCGGGAACGAGAUACAUCGUUUGCGUGACGGCUGUUCACAAUUUUGGUUUGGCUGCCAUGUCAAAAAGCACUCGUUUCACCACAAAAUCGUGGUGGGGCGAAGAGAGCGAACUCCAUCCAUUGCCGUUCAUUCAGCGAAGUCUCUCCGCUAUUUCAAACGUCUCAAGUCUUCGA
This is a messenger RNA of Mesorhabditis belari, 1839 nucleotides long. The record is from the annotation of a GenBank genome assembly. Lineage: Eukaryota; Metazoa; Nematoda; Chromadorea; Rhabditida; Rhabditidae.